This is a messenger RNA of Chelonus insularis, 780 nucleotides long. Its product is annotated as carbonic anhydrase 13-like. The transcript is spliced from 4 exons. Gene Ontology annotation, biological process: one-carbon metabolic process. The coding region runs from base 120 to 755 and encodes 211 amino acids. The record is from RefSeq and is a predicted model, not a curated record. NCBI's taxonomy places the organism in Eukaryota, Metazoa, Arthropoda, Insecta, Hymenoptera, Braconidae. Gene Ontology annotation, molecular function: zinc ion binding; carbonate dehydratase activity.
AAGGACUAUUUUCAAAUAAUAGAAGAAGCAAUCAAUCACCUAUCAAUAUCAUUACUCGGAAUACAAUUGUAAUUAAAACUUUAGAACCACUGAGAUGGAUUGGAUAUUCUACUCAACCAAUGGCUAUGAUAAUGAAUAAUGAUGGCAUUACAGUCUCAAUACGUGGGUUCUGGUCGACAGAAUCAAAGCCUCACAUUGAAGGAGGGCUCUUGAAGGGUCGUUAUUACUUUCAUUCAAUAACAUUUCAUUGGAAAAGCUUUCAUAAUGAUGGUAGUGAACAUAGUUUUGAUAACAUUAAAUAUCCUCUUGAAAUGCAAGUGAUGCAUGUGAAAGAAAAUUUCAAAUCCUUGAGUGAAGCUAUGCAACGAAAUAAUACUAAAAAAGAUAAUAAUAAUAUUGCUAUUAUUUCUUACAUAUUUCAAAUCAAAGACCAAAAAAAUGCAUUACUUGAACCAAUAUUGAUGAAUCUAUCUCGGGUAGAAAAAACUUAUUCAAAAGUUUAUAUCCCUCCGAUUCAUCUUGAUAGUGUGUUGCCUUUAUUCGAAAGUAAAUAUUAUAGUUAUAAAGGUUCAUUAACUCAACCACCCUACUGUGAAAUUGUAACAUGGAUUAUUCAUCCGGAGCCAUUAGUUAUAUCUUCAUUGCAAAUGGCGGAAUUUUGUAAUUUACACUCAACAAAUGGCUUAAUGAUUCGUAAUUCAAGAUCUAUUCAAAGUUUAAAUGAUCGUAAUGUGUUUUUUAUUGAAAAUAAUUAAUCUUUACUAUUAAUAGAGAACCCAC